UCCAUUCAUCUCUCAUCUAAGGGGUCCUUGCCCCGAAAUACGUUGAAGACCCCUGCUUUAAACUAUCCUGAAGACAUUAUAACAAUAUAAUAUUAUUUAUAAAAAUUCAAUACACAUUAAUUAUGCAUUCAAACAGAAAACUGUUAAAUAUCAAUUAAUACUAAUAUUAAUAUGGUAAAGUAUAAUACCAUUUUUAAUUUAGCUAAAAAACAACUCUACUGCACUCUCUUUCUUACUCUCUCGCUCCCCUUUCUAUAGUCUUUUGUUACGUAAUCAGGAAGUUGUUUACACAUGGUCGGCCCAAUACCCCCCUAUUCGAACAGCGUCCCAACUCGCUCACUCUCUGACUGCUAACUACAAAGAAAACAAACCUGUUUGUCUGCCUCUUACCUACCCGGAAACUGAUCAAAGAAAACGAGAGAGAAUAUCUGCAAGUCUGCAGUUCCUGUCCUUAACCAACGUAGUGUGAGUGCUUCUUCAAAAUUUAGGACACAAGAGAUACAAUCACACCGAGUGACAGAAAACAUAUGGAAGGGAGAGAUAAUGGCUGAGAAAGAGCACUGAGUGUCAGAAUGAGUUGAGAGAUCGUGGGACCGGGCUGUUGGUAUUUCAAGUACUUUCAAACUUUCUAUGUGAUGUUACUGCAUGUUCCCUUCAUAUCAUAUUUGUAAUGGACAACGCAAAAUAUGUUUUUUAUUACAAGAUAACUUUUUUUGAGAUACACAUUUUUUGAAGACACAUGGAACCAAGCUACGUAAUUAUUGUAAAGGGUUGCUUUUGUGUUUGGAUUAGCAUACUUUUUCUUUUCUUGUUCUGCAUGUUGAAGAAUGUAUCGCAACGCUCUGCAACUUGUGGAACGUAUCAGAGUAACAAUGGGGACAAAAGUUUGGCAUCGAUUUAUAGCAGCUGAUCUUACCUGUGGACCUUAACAUUGACUAAACAAGAUUUUUCGACAGGUAAUUGCUUCAAAGUGCUUUCAUCAAUUCAUGGCAUCUCUGAUAAAAACGGAUAUCUAGUCAUUCAUGUAUUCAAGCGCAUAAGAAGACAUCAGCAUGACCAACACUUCUGUAAAUGUGUGAAGGAAAUGAGUGACAUCAAUACCAUCUAAAAGGACCGUUGAUUCAGGCGCAUGUCUGCGCAUUAAGGGGAGCAGAAAACACUCCACGUGUGACCCACUGGAUACAUGAGGCCUGUUUACACACUGACUGAGCUUCAAUGAUGGCAAUGGCUAGAAAUUCAGGGGCCGUAAGCCGAACCUUAAUUCCUGAAUCUUCUCACUCUAUGUCCCAGUGCCCAACCAGCGCUGACCGUAAACUCUUGAAUAAAGCUAUCAAGAGACUGGACAAACUGCAUAAACUCUCCACUGACCCGAGGCUGGGUCUUAAAAAUAGCCCACCGUACCUCCCUGAGCUUAUGUCGGAGACCGCAAGCCUCCUAAUAGAAAUAUGGGCUCCCUACAGGGGAACCGUGAUGGCCGUGCCACGAGGGGACGAGGGCGAAUAUCUGAGGAUCCAUAUUAAACACUUGGUGGACAAGGCGGAGAGAGCUUUGCUACUGUUUAAGAAUGCAAGAGAGAAGAUGUUUGAAGAUUCUUCGAGCUUCAGGAGAAACCUUACUAAGCUGUCACUCCUGUUCAGCCACAUGUUGUUUGAGCUGCGAUCAAUGUUUCCUGGAGGGCGUUUUCAGGGUGAUACCUUUAGAGUUACCAAGACAGAGGCGAAAGAUUUCUGGAGGAAGGCCUUUGGACACAAGUGUAUAGUGGAAUGGAAUGUUUUUAAACUGCAUCUUAAAAGGGUUCACUACUUUGAAGAGGGGAUGGAGGCUAUGGCUUUGAAGUCCACAGUUGAUCUCACUUGUAACGAUCACAUAUCGGUUUUUGAGUUUGAUAUUUUCACCAGGCUUUUUCAGCCCUGGUCAACUUUGAUAAGGAACUGGAAUCACCUAGCAGUAACUCAUCCUGGAUACAUGGCAUUUCUCACAUACGACCAAGUCAAGGCUCGACUAGAGCACUACAGACAUCGUCCUGGCAGCUACAUCUUUCGUCUCAGUUGCACACAAAUGGGUCAGUGGGCGAUAGGUCACGUGACCAAUGAUGGCAACAUUCUGCAAACCAUUCCUCAGAACACACCUUUGUUUCAAGCACUCAUCAAAGGGUUCAGGGAAGGCUGCUACUUAUACCCUGAUGGGCGUGAUGUGAACCCUGACCUUACCAGCCUGUGCAGUCCAACUCAAAAGAGUCGAGUCAAUGUAACAGAGGAACAGUACGAGUUAUACUGCGAGAUUGGCAGCACCUUUCAGCUAUGCAAAAUCUGCACAGAACGAGACAAAGACACGCGCAUUCAGCCCUGUGGACAUCUGCUUUGCCAGCCCUGCCUGACUGGAUGGCAGAAGUCUGACGGACACUCAUGCCCCUACUGCCGCUGUGACAUCAGAGGCACGGAGUCUAUCCUCAUUGAGCCCUACCUGCCAGCGAGAGACAGAAGCGAGGGAUCAAGGGAGGAGGAGGAGGAGGAAGAGGAGGAAGAGGAGGAUCAUGAGGACGUAGAGCUGGUGAUGAAAAAACUGGCUUGCAUGAAAAAGAUAUCACAGGAAGAGUACAAAGUUCCCGGCGCCAGCCUUUCACCUCCUCCUCUACCUCCAAAACAGUGUGUAUCACCCAGUCCAUCUCCCAAACCACGCUCUAAAUCUUUGGACAUGGGCACUCAGAACAUGGCCCUGUCCAGCUUGAAAGUCAAACACAGUUUCCAGCCAAUUCAAACCAGUGCAGACAGAAGUGAGGACUUCUCUGGAGAAACCUCGUCUUUAACGUCGAGGACACAUAGUGGGGUGACCUGGGAAGGACCCUCAGAAAGUGUUAAAAAGAGGAAGUACGAGAAAAGAAGGGAUAAUUAUAAAGAUGCUGAGAGCAGAGCGGAGGAUUCAACAUCUGUUUCACCAACAAACCUGAAAGUGACUCUUCAUCGUGACAUCAGAUAUAGUCUUUUAUAGUGUAAAAUAGGCAUAAUAUCGGCAAUUGUCUAAAAUAGGAACUUUGGACUGUAAAAAAAGAGUUAACUGAUUCAAUAAUCACCAAAUUCAGAACAAAUCUAGCCUGUAUGUUCACAGUUGAGCUUCUCAUAUUGGCAAAUCUGCUCUUACUGACUCAAUUACAUCAAUUUUACAAUUUUUACAUUGUAACAUCUUUUAUAUUCUACCUCAUGUAUACUAUUUUAUUAAGAAAAGCUGCACAUUAGUUAUAUUUUUCUUUUAAAUCUUUUUAGACAAAUUGUGGUCUCUGGGUGUGCCCUUUAUGUUAUUGCAAGGCUUUGUGUAAUUUUUUUUAAUCAAAAUCCUUGGGAGAUUUAUGUUUACAAUAUAAAAUAGAGACAUUUUCAGAUAAGAGAUGUGACAGCAUUCUGUGUGAAAACAUGAUCUGCUUAUGCUCACUGAAUAUUUACUGAUACUGAAUAAAUUUAAACUUUAAUGGGGUGACAUCAGGGAUUUCAUUAUAUUGAAUUGAAGUAAGAAAAUAUGUGGUUGAAUACCUGUAAUAUCUUGCAUUUUGCAUUUAUGAAUUUGACAGAUGCUUUUAUUCGAAGCAACUUAUAAUGCAUUCAGGAUAUAACAUGUACAUUUUAUAACUAUGUGUGUUCGCUGGGAAUCAACCCACAAUCUUAUGUGUUACCAAUGGCUGGAAUACACUUGCAGACUUUCAAAUCUGAACAGAUUUUUUUUUAAAUAUACAUCAUACACUUGCAGACUUUUUUAAAGUUUCAGAUUGAAACACACUAACUGAUCAAAUCUGUAGACUGACACAGACUUUCUGCAACAAGUCCAGACUGAAAUCUGGCCAAUUUUUUUUUUUUACUUUCAUAUAUUUUUAAGCACUUUGUAGCAAUAGGUUUUUGCCUCAGUUCUGUGUUUGCUUUUUUGGUAUCCACAGGAUUCUCAAUAAAGUAGUUUAUCUGGACCAAAGUGCAUUCGCUUUAAAAGCUAUCAGCAAUAUUGUUAAGGGUGUACACUGGAAAAAGAUAUGAAGAAUCUGUGCUCCUUAGCCUAUAUUACAUGUUCCUUGUAUGUUGAAUUUCAACCCGUUCCACUUAAUCUGUGUGGUUUACCUAAUUGCAUUUAAAUGUGUUAGUUAAACACUUUUUUAGGUGACAAAUAUUGUGUCUUAAAAUAAAGUCUAAAGCCUAAAACUACUGCGGAGCAAUCUGUCUAUGAAGCCUAAUAUUUGUUUGUA
Messenger RNA from Triplophysa dalaica, 4222 nucleotides. It is a transcript of the gene cblc, whose product is annotated as Cbl proto-oncogene C, E3 ubiquitin protein ligase. The record is from RefSeq and is a predicted model, not a curated record. The transcript is spliced from 13 exons. Gene Ontology annotation, biological process: cell surface receptor signaling pathway; negative regulation of epidermal growth factor-activated receptor activity. NCBI's taxonomy places the organism in Eukaryota, Metazoa, Chordata, Actinopteri, Cypriniformes, Nemacheilidae. Gene Ontology annotation, molecular function: ubiquitin protein ligase activity; calcium ion binding; receptor tyrosine kinase binding. Gene Ontology annotation, cellular component: plasma membrane; membrane raft. Bases 1216 to 2988 code for a protein of 590 amino acids.